ACCAACAAAUGAAGAAUAGGCUGGUGUUCUCACAGCUGCCCUCAUCUUCUCCUCUUCUAACCAAAUGUUUGUUCUCAACUCUGUUGUCUAUUAGUUCUUGCAAAAGGCUCAGACAGUGACAGCCUUUUACUUCAGAACAGAAUGCCUUUUGGAGGAGGAAACAAGUGUGGCUGCUGCCAGAAAACCGUCUACUUUGCUGAGGAAGUGCAGUGUGAAGGGAAGAGCUGGCACAAAUCCUGUUUUCUGUGCAUGGUCUGUAAAAAGAACUUGGACAGCACGACUGUGGCGGUGCAUGGAGAUGAGAUCUACUGCAAAUCGUGCUAUGGCAAGAAGUAUGGGCCAAAAGGCUAUGGAUUCGGAGGAGGAGCAGGAACCCUGAGUAUGGACACAGGAGAAGGACUUGGAAUCAAACCUGAAGUACAAGUUCCUCACCGACCUACAAAUAAUCCCAACGCCUCCAAAUUCGCCCAGAAAUCAGCAGGGUCAGAAGUGUGUCCACGAUGUGGGAAAACAGUGUAUGCAGCAGAGAAGGUUAUUGGUGGGGGAAAUUCGUGGCAUAAGGGCUGUUUUCGCUGUGCUAAGUGUGGUAAAGGCCUGGAGUCCACAACCCUUGCUGACAGGGACGGAGAGAUCUACUGUAAAGGCUGCUACGCAAAGAACUUUGGCCCGAAAGGCUUCGGUUUCGGGCAGGGUGCAGGAGCUCUGGCUCAUUCUCAGUGAACCCGGAGGCCGCAGCCAACAAGGGACUGACAGCUGGUGUGCUCUGAUAUUGCAGCUUCCUGGGUCUUUGCAUCAAUAUCUAACCUUUCACUUUUCGCUGUAGGCAGUUGGCAAUGAUUCACAAAAGAAAUGGCUUUUUUUACACGCUUACCAGGCAGAGUGAGGUGCUUUGAAGGGAGGUGCACAUGAGCUAAACACUUAAAAAACUGAAAUUCAUCUGUUUUUUUUAUAAGUAUAAUGUGUUUCACGUCAGUGUUUAAUGAUGUGGUAUGAAAAUUAAAGAUUAUAGCUGCAAUGUGAACAUGUGGUGUUUUAAUUAAUAUUGAAAAUAUUAAAGUGAGUAUGAAUAAAUGGAAAUCAAUGUAUGUCAAAGGUUGAUUCAGGCUAGUAGGUUAUGCUUGAGGUGAUCAAAAUAAAGUCUUACACAUAUUG
Molecule: messenger RNA, 1152 nt
Organism: Gambusia affinis (western mosquitofish)
Lineage: Eukaryota; Metazoa; Chordata; Actinopteri; Cyprinodontiformes; Poeciliidae
Gene: csrp1b
Product: cysteine and glycine-rich protein 1b
Exons: 7
Coding region: 142-720 (192 amino acids)
Biological process (GO): muscle tissue development; sarcomere organization
Cellular component (GO): Z disc; nucleus; cytoplasm
Molecular function (GO): structural constituent of muscle; actinin binding
Source: RefSeq, a predicted model, not a curated record